AGCACCAUCCUCAUCUUUGCCAAGGAUGAGUAUGCUGCUUCAUCCGCUGGUUGGGGUUUCGAUGGCUAUGGCAUCCCCUUUGAGAAGGUCCUUGUCCCUCAGAAUGGAUUUGAGCUGCCCACUCUCAACUCUUCCUCUAGCAAGGGUAACUAUGGUGGCAUCGUGGUUGUAGACUCUGUCUCCUACGAGUACUCUGAUGGUUGGAGGAGUGCCAUCUCGACCGAGCAGUGGGAGAAGAUCUACGAGUACCAGAUCAACUUCAAGGUUCGCCUGGUCCGCAUCAACGAGUACCCUGGUCCCAACUUUGGAACUUCUGCCUCUGGUGCUGGAUGCUGCGCUGAGGGUGUCGACCAGCUCAUCAGCCUUACUGAUACCAGUGAUUUCCCUACGGCCAAUCUCAAGACCGACGCUGGCCUCUCUACCAAGGGCAUCUGGCAUUACCCUGCCACCAUCACCGAUUCCAACACCAAGCAGAUCGCCAAGUUUGGCCCUGGUGGUGAUUAUACUGAGGACACUGUCGCCGGUGUCAUCAACACGUUUGAGGGUCGCGAGCAGUUUGUCUGGUUCAUCGGUUGGGCUGCAGACUGGUCCCAGACCACCAACUUCCUCCAGCACGCUCACAUCCACUGGAUCACCCGCGGUGUCUUCCUCGGCAAGCGCAAGGUUCACUUGAGCACCCAGGUUGACGAUGUUCAGCUCGCCACUGGCCUGUACUUGCCCGCUGGUGAGGAGUUCAAGAUCCGCACUGAUGAUCUGGAGGGCCAUGUCGCCUGGCAAAUCAGCCUCAACUCCCGUCUCCCUGCUGGAUCUGACUAUUGGCUCGAGAUGGCUCACAACGGCAACGGUGAUAUCAUUGCUGCUGUUGAGCAGCCUACAGGUGAUGACAACUGCGUCCCUGACUAUGCCGUCGACUAUGACUAUCCUCCUGACACUCCUCUGGAGUGGACUAAGCCCCCAGGCACUGGCGAGGACAAGUGGUCCGACGAGUUUGUCUACGGAGAGUAUCCCUGGUCCCAGACUUGCGCACAACUUGACGAAUUUGCCUCGUGGUUCCUCAACACGGACAACCUGAACGCUUUUGCCCAUCUCUCGCACACCUUUACUCAUCUGGAGCUCAACAACGCCACCUACAAGGAUGCUGCACGCGAGAUUGACUUCAACCGCGCUUGGAUGAGCCAGAUGGGUAUUGACAAGGCCCAGCGUUACUCUACCAACGGUCUUGUUCCCCCUGCCAUCACUGGCCUGCACAACGCCGAUGUCAUCCAGGCGUGGCUGGAUAACGAGAUUCUCUACGUAGUCGGUGACAACACCCGAACCCCCCUGAAGAACCCGAACAGCAAGUUCUGGCCUCUCAUCAGCUCCGUCGAGGGUAACGGCUAUGAUGGCCUGGUCAUUGUUCCUCGCUUCGCUACCACCAUCUACUACAACUGUGACACUGCCGAGUGCACGACUCAGGAGUGGAUUGACACCUCUGGUGGCUCCGGUGACUUUACCAACCUGCUGGAUAACGCCAGAACCGAGAACACUCGCUACCUGCUUGGUCUGCAGGCUGACCCCUACAUGUUCCACCAGGCCAACAUGCGCCAGGUCGACAUGGAGACCAUCACCAUUGGUGACCAGACGGGCAAGAUGUCUCUUAUCAUGUCUUGGGUCGAGACCAUUACCCAGGAGCUGUACCGUCUCACCGACUGGCCCAUUGUGUCUCUGAAGCACGACGACAUUGCCCAGUACUUCCUUGACCGGAAGACUCUGGACGACUGCAAGCCCCAGCUGUCGUAUGGCUUCUCUGAUGACGGAAAGACCAUUGAGAGUGUCACCGUCACCGCCGACGGCAACUCUUGCUCUGUCCCCGUCCCCGUCACUGUGCCUGGUGGCGCCUCUGCUUCUGGCGGCUCGUCUAGCUCUGACACUCUGGGCUCUGAGCCUACCAUUGAGUGGGUGACUCUGAGCGGCUCGCCCGUCACACUUACUCUCAGCCAGCCUCUUACUGUCUAA
Messenger RNA from Fusarium vanettenii 77-13-4, 1995 nucleotides. RefSeq lists its product as uncharacterized. Lineage: Eukaryota; Fungi; Ascomycota; Sordariomycetes; Hypocreales; Nectriaceae. The annotation marks the transcript as partial. The record is from RefSeq and is a predicted model, not a curated record. The transcript is spliced from 2 exons.